CUUGCAAUAUAUAAACAUAUUGAAUAAUCAUCAUCAAUCGUCCUGAUCGCCUUAAUUAUUCCAAAAUAAGCAAAUGAUAUGAUUAAGAAAUUUUCACCAUGGUCACGUUAUGUUAUUUAAAUAAUGAAAAUGAACAAACGGUUGAAGGUCGACGACGACAGCCACCAUCACCACCACCAGCUGAUCUUUGUUGCCAAAGUGGUUGUACCAAAUGUGUAUGGGUGGAAUAUUGUCAUGAAUUGGUCGAAUUCUACAAAAAUGAUGGCUUAGAAAGAGCCGAACGAAUUGAAAUACCACGUGAAGAUCCAUCAUUACGAAUGUUUAUCAAAAUGGAAUUGAAACAAACAUUAAAGCAUAAAUGAAAAUUUUUAAUUGUAAAAUAAAAUGAAGAAUAAAUUUAUAAA
Molecule: messenger RNA, 404 nt
Organism: Dermatophagoides farinae (American house dust mite)
Lineage: Eukaryota; Metazoa; Arthropoda; Arachnida; Sarcoptiformes; Pyroglyphidae
Source: RefSeq, a predicted model, not a curated record